This is a messenger RNA of Ciona intestinalis (vase tunicate), 834 nucleotides long. Lineage: Eukaryota; Metazoa; Chordata; Ascidiacea; Phlebobranchia; Cionidae. The record is from RefSeq and is a predicted model, not a curated record.
AUGACAAACAAAAGAACCCCCACCUACAGCGUUAACGGGACCAUUAGCGAACCUGCUGAUGGUGUCGCUCUCGGAAGAAGAUCUUUAGAGGUAUCUCCGUCCGUCAUCCAGCGAAACCCUCUGCCGAACAGAAAAAUUAAUGUGGCAACGUGGAACGUUAGAACCAUGAUUCCACCUGGAAGCAUGGAGCAGAUAGAGAAAGAAGCAGAAAGAUUGAGAAUCGAUGUGUUAGGAAUAUCAGAGACACAUUGGAAGGAAAAUGGAAAAGAAGUGACAGAAGAUGGGAGGGUGUUCUUCUACUCAGGAGGAGACACAAGAUACGCAGGUGUUGGUCUGCUAGUAACAUCAAGCUUUAAAGAAGCCAUAACAGGAAUGAGACCAGUUACCAACCGCACCAUCAUGAUGAGAGUGAAAGCAAAGCCCAGACCAAUAAACUUCCUACAGGUAUAUUUACCAACAUCGGCCUGUGAAGAGGAGGAAGUGAGGGGGGUGUAUGCAGAAAUGCAGAGAGUUAUUGAGAACGUCCCAAAAAGAGAGAGAUUGGUUGUUAUGGGUGAUUUUAAUGCCAGAAUUAGAGAGAACCAACGACAUGUGUCCUGUGGAAUGUUUGGACUAGGAGAGACAAAUGAGAGAGGUGAAAUGCUAUUAGAUUGGAUGGAGGCUAGUGGACUAAUCGCCGCAAAUACAUGUUUCCGUCACAGGUCUAAAGAACGAUACACGUGGACAUCGCCAAACGGCCAGUACAAAAACAUGAUUGAUUAUGUGAUUGUUAGGAAAAGAGAGAAAAUCGAAGUGAUUGACUCUAGGUCAUUGGUGAGCGCUGAUUGCGACUGA